AUGCAUAGCCCCGAAAAGAAAAACUCAUGCUACACAACAGUAUCUAAUAAUGUUCGUUGGAUUAGCCCGAAGCCACGCAAUUUGUGUGUUUACACUAUCUAUAAUACAAUUUUCCUCCUUAUCUUCGAAACUCCCCCAAGAAACGACUACGUGACUGCUAACGACUCUGCGUACACGUUGAAGAAACUGCUGCGGGAAAUCAUUGGCGGUACUGAGGAACAUGAGACCCAACUAAAGAUCCGUGAUCAAACACGCGAUCACACAUGCGACAAAAAUUCUACUGUAGCGAUUCAGGUAAAUCCCGAUUAA
This is a messenger RNA of Hermetia illucens (black soldier fly), 309 nucleotides long. RefSeq lists its product as uncharacterized. Lineage: Eukaryota; Metazoa; Arthropoda; Insecta; Diptera; Stratiomyidae. The record is from RefSeq and is a predicted model, not a curated record. The coding region runs from base 1 to 309 and encodes 102 amino acids. The transcript is spliced from 2 exons.